Molecule: messenger RNA, 2130 nt
Organism: Ciona intestinalis (vase tunicate)
Lineage: Eukaryota; Metazoa; Chordata; Ascidiacea; Phlebobranchia; Cionidae
Source: RefSeq, a predicted model, not a curated record
AGUUUCUUGUAGGUGGAUAAAUAAAAUAAAGAAAUCUGUUUUCGAAACGUUACAGUGUAAUGACGGCCUCUCCGGCGUCGGCGUCUGAACGAAACUCAGCUGCCAAGUCACCAGCUCAUGUCGAUUCAUCUUCCACAGCAAGAAUAUCAACAACAUCAUCAAGCUCACCAAUUCAUCAACCAAAUAUAAGGAGAUUAAGGAAAUGGGAGAUAUUUCCCGGCCGCAACAAGUUCUUAUGUGAUGGUCGUAUUAUCAUGGCGCGCCAAACAGGGAUUCUUUACUUCACAAUCAGCCUUAUUCUCGUCACAGUUGCCUUAUUCUUUGGAUUCGAGUGCAGAUUAACGUUGGUUACCCAUCUUCCUUAUGGAUAUUUCAUCCCAAUCGCUUGUGGUCUCCUCUUCCUAUUUAACAUGGGAUGUUUACUCCGAACUGCUUGGAGCGAUCCAGGGAUUAUACCCCGAUCAACCCCCGAGGAAGCUGCUUAUCUUGAAAGGUGUUUACAAGACCAGCAAGCUAGAGACGAAAACACCCGAGAAUAUCGGCCCCCACCUCGUACACUAGAUAUCACUAUUAACGGGACGCCUAUGAAACUGAAAUAUUGUUUCACCUGUAAAAUAUUCCGACCUCCCCGAGCCUCCCAUUGUAGCAUGUGCGACAACUGCGUGGAAAACUUCGACCAUCAUUGUCCGUGGGUGGGGAACUGUGUCGGACGAAGAAAUUAUCGCUACUUCUUUCUAUUUGUGACAUCACUAACAUUGCUUUGUUUGUUCAUAUUCAGUUUCUCUGUGACACAUAUUAUACUUUUAUCUGGUCUACAAGGUGGAUUCCUGGAAGCUCUUAAGAUAAGUCCUGGAAGUGUCCUCGAAGUGUUGAUUUGUUUCUUCAGUAUUUGGUCGGUGAUUGGAUUGUCGGGUUUUCAUUCCUAUCUUGUAGCGAGGAGUCUUACAACUAACGAAGAUAUUAAAGGAACAUGGUCGAAGAAACGAAAUCGAGAAAUCCAGAAUCCGUUUGACCAGGGAGGGUGGUGGAAGAACUGCUGUUACGUCUUGUGUUCCCCACUCCCUCCUUCAAUGCUGGAUCGGCGGGGAUUUGUAUCAGAUGAUUAUGUUGCUCCUGAUGCACAUAGAGAUGGGAGCAAUGGAAGAACUUAUGGAUCAGGAACACAAGGACAGUCUUCCAGCCAACCGGGUUCCAACCACCAAACCCACGCCGAAUAUUACGACACAGAGGGCGCCACAUACCCUCGACAACCACAGCAUCCACGACAACCAAACAAUGACGUUGACGACAAACAAACUGCUCCGGUUUCCACAAGCGACGAUAACGGGCCAUCCAUCACAAUAUCCCACCAUGCUUACCCCAUGCAAUCUAUUAGUGGAGGUGUCACAUCGGUGCCCCUUGCCCAUAUCAGCUACAACAGUAACAACUCCGUAUCAUAUGAGAGCGAGACAAACCCUAAUGUUGUCAUCGAACAUUUGGGGCCGGUGGGCACUAAUGGCGUGCAUGAUGUGUCCGUUGUUGACACGAAAGACACGAGUAGCACCGGCGACCACGAUGUGUCAACUGUCACCGUCUUGUCUUCGGAUUCUCGGACAUUAUUGUUAGAAGAGCCAAAGAAGAAUGGCAUUGUGACAUCACAACCGCAAGAAAAGACAAAGUUGCCAAAAAUAAGUUCAGUUUGAAAGUUGAACUUGAACCAAUUGUAAAUAACGCGGGUGCUUUUAAACGUUCAAUACAUCCCAUGAUGAACACCCCAACCUCCUAUUUGAUCAGAAUAUUUAGUUCUGUUGCCAAAGCACGUAUGGAUUUUGGUGUGUGGUCACUUUAACUAAUUACUGAAAUAUUAAGCUUUAUGUUUAAAGAUUUUAUGAAGCAUAACUUGCAGUUGAAUUAGUGGGGUAUAGGAAAUAUCUUCUUUAUUGCAAAAUAUUAUUAAAGUAGAUAUUUUGCCUUGUGCGUUAUUUCUAUGUUGUUGCAGAUUCUCGUGUUAGGGUUUUUCCCUAUGCAAGACACCUUUAAAGUUGUAAUAAGCUUUGACUUUUAUCGAUUUUACUAAAAUAAUUCCCCAUGUUUCUUUUUUGCACUCAUUAUAAUGUCGUAAUUAUGAAAUAUAAUACGAUUCCAUGGUAA